UAUAAGAAACCUUGUCAACCAAAAAUAUAAUUCUUUUACAUUUAAAUACGUAAUUAUACAGAAUUUGCUCAUCUAUUUUCAAUUGCGAUGCUUUUGUUGAACAGAUUAUUUUUUAACAGGGAUCGUUUUCGCAAUCAUACUGACUAACGUUUACUAACAGCUGUCAGCCGGUCAUUCUGUAUUGCCCUUCCUAAAUACGCUCAAAAAUUUCGUAACCAACCUUGGUUGUUUCUCAGUUGAAAAUUUUAUGAUAAAUCCGUCGAUUGGACGGGAAACCUAAAUAUCGACGACCGCUCGAGCACCAUUCAAAGAUAUAAAUGAAGUUCUUUUCCUCAGUACAAUAAGUCAAGCCCUUGCCUUUUGGGUACCAACAUAAAGAAAUAAAUCAGCUGCUCAAAACAGUCAUAAGAAGUACAGCUCGACGAGAAGAUUGAGAUCACAGAAAUCAUUCCGAACAACUUGUUAAAUCAGAAAUCAGAAAACAAUGAUGACAAUAAAUAUUGUGCCCGCUGUGGAAGUUAUCAGUAACGAGAAACGCACUUAAAGACACCGAGCGAUGCCAAGUCGUUGCCUGGGUAGUGCUUUCCUUACACAGAUGUUCUAACUGUCAAAAGUGUUGUUCAAAUCUUCGUUAUAAUUAUUGUGUUGUGAAUGUAAGAGUUCAUUACCUCUGCAGUUUACAUGUGAACAUGUUUACCAGCUAGGAAGUUUUGAUAUUUAGAAGAAAAUAAGUGUGGUUUGAUUGAAACAGCCUUCCUACAAGUAAACUUUCGGCUUAAUUAAAUGCUUAAGCUUUAAAGUACGAAAGGAAAGGCUGCCGACAAAUGAUUAUAUAUAUAAAUCGAUGCAGGGAUAACUUUUCACCGUGGUGGAAACUGUUUACCAUAGGGCUAGUUUAGAUGCAGAACCGAAAUUUCGCCCUAUAAUAAACUGUGUCAACCAAAAAGAAUCUUUUUUUACCCUGUUUGCUCUUCUAUUUUCAUUUGCCAUGUUUUCGUCGCACAGACGCCAGUCAAUCUUUCUUAUAGGGAUCGUUCUCGCCCUCACACUUACUAAUAUUUACUGACAUUCGCCGUCAUUCGUGUUUUGCCCUCUUUUGCGAUUUAAUCCCUGUUAAUAACUUAACUUUCGGCUUACAUUCUUAAGCUUUUCAAAACUGAGAACCAAAAUUUCGCUCUUUGCGAAUUUACGUUAACCAAAAUGAAUCCUUUUUAACUUAAAUGUGUAUUUAUGAGGUGCUUACUCUUCUGUUUUCUUUUGCAAUGUUUUCAUUGCAGACAUGUUCACAGAUGUAGCCUCCGAACCUGGUUAUCUCUUCAACACAUUUCUUUUCAGAUUUAUAUGUAAAAAAUAAAAGCAUUGACGUCAACUUGACCAUUAUCAAAAUGCAUAAAUGAGGCUCUGCAUUUGUCCUACAGUUAGUCAGACCCUCGUCAUUUGGGUAGAAACAUAUCAAAUAAAUCAGCCACUCAUCAUAUAAAGUACAAGAGGAUCAAGACCACAGAAACCCUUCCGAGCACUUUGCUAGAUCAGAACACGACCAUGAAAAUAAUUCUUGUGCCUAUUUGCCUGCUAAUGCUUCAGUGGAAUUUAUCAGUAAUGACACACAGACUAAAAAAGGACGAGCCCAAGAUAUCACAUGGAGUUCCUCAAGAGAGGAUGCGUUCUCUCCAGCCACAGUCAAUUACUAAAUUUGGACGAUUAACUGAUGGCAAUCCUACCACUCCAUGGACAAGAAAUGGUAGGUCUAUAAGACCACAGUCAAUAACAAGAUUUGGACGAUCAGCUGACACCAAACCUAUUCAUGGAGGGAAAAACUACUUUAGGUCUAGGAGACCAGAGUCAGUAAUACCUUUUGGGAGGUCAGCAGAUAAGAAUCCUAUCAACCAAUGGACAAGAGAAGUUAAGUCUAUCAGACCACAGCCAAUCACAAGAUUUGCACGAUCAGCUGAUAGCAAUCCAUCCUAUCAAUGGACAAGAUACAGAAGAUUUUUGAGACCACAAUCAAUAACAAGAUUCGGACGAUCAGCUAAAGAUAAUCCUUCCAAUCAAUGGACAACAUUCAAAAGAUCUCUGAAACCACAAUCAAUAACACGAUUUGGACGAUCAGCCGAUGGCAACCCUACCAAUUAUUGGAUAAGAUACAGAUCUCCGAGACCACAGUCAAUAACAAGAUUCAGACGAUCAGCUGACGGCAAUCCUACCAUUCAAUGGAAAAGAUACAAAAUAUCUCCGAGAGCACAAUCAAUAACAAGAUUUGGACGAUCAGCUGAUGGCAAUCCUACAAACCAAUGGGAAAGAUACAGAAGAUCUCCGAGACCACAAUCAAUAACACGAUUUGGACGAUCAGCCGAUGGCAACCCUACAAAUCAUUGGAUAAGAUACAGAAGAUCUCCGAGACCACAAUCAAUAACAAGAUUUGGACGAUCAGCCGAUGGCAAUCCUACCAUUCAAUGGAAAAGAUACAAAAUAUCUCCGAGAACACAAUCAAUAACAAGAUUUGGACGAUCAGCUGAUGGCAAUCCUACCGAUUAUUGGAUAAGAUACAGAAGAUCUCCGAGACCACAGUCAAUAACAAGAUUCGGACGAUCAGCUGAUGGCAAUCCUACCAUUCAAUGGAAAAGAUACAAAACAUCUCCGAGAGCACAAUCAAUAACAAGAUUUGGACGAUCAGCUGAUGGCAAUCCUACAAACCAAUGGGAAAGAUACAGAAGAUCUCCGAGACCACAAUCAAUAACACGAUUUGGACGAUCAGCCGAUGGCAACCCUACAAAUCAUUGGAUAAGAUACAGAAGAUCUCCGAGACCACAAUCAAUAACAAGAUUUGGACGAUCAGCUGACGGCAAUCCUACCAUUCAAUGGAAAAGAUACAAAAGAUCUCCGAGAGCACAAUCAAUAACAAGAUUUGGACGAUCAGCUGAUGGCAAUCCUACAAACCAAUGGGAAAGAUACAGAAGAUCUCCGAGACCACAAUCAAUAACACGAUUUGGACGAUCAGCCGAUGGCAACCCUACAAAUCAUUGGAUAAGAUACAGAAGAUCUCCGAGACCACAAUCAAUAACAAGAUUUGGACGAUCAGCCGAUGGCAAUCCUACCAUUCAAUGGAAAAGAUACAAAAGAUCUCCGAGAGCACAAUCAAUAACAAGAUUUGGACGAUCAGCUGAUGGCAAUCCUACAAACCAAUGGGAAAGAUACAGAAGAUCUCCGAGACCACAAUCAAUAACACGAUUUGGACGAUCAGCCGAUGGCAACCCUACAAAUCAUUGGAUAAGAUACAGAAGAUCUCCGAGACCACAAUCAAUAACAAGAUUUGGACGAUCGGCCGAUGGUGACCCUACCAAUCAAUGGAUAAGAUAUAGAAGAUCCUCGAGACCACAUUUAAUAAGAAGAUUUGGACGAUCAGCUGAUACCAAUCCUUCCAAUCGGUGGAAAAGAUACAAAAGAUUUCUGAGACCACAAUCAAUAACACGAUUUGGACGAUCAGCUGAUAGCAAUCCUUCCAAUCAGUGGAAAAGAUACAGAAGGUCUCUGAAACCACAGUCAACAACAAGAAUUGGACGAGCAGCUGAUAGCAAUCCUUCCAAUCAGUGGAAAAGAUACAGAAGAUUUCCGAGACCACGAUCAAUAUCAAGCUUCGGACGAUCAGCUGAUGGCAACCCUACCAAUCAAUGGAAAAGAUACAGAAGAUCUCCGAGACCACAAUCAGUAACACGAUUUGGACGAUCAGCUGAUGACAAUGGUACUAUUCAAUGGAAAAGAUACAGAAGAUCGUUGAGACCGCAGUUAAUAACAAGGUUUAGACGAUCAGCUGAUAGCGAUCCUUCCGAUCAAUGGAAAACAUACAGAACAUCUCUAGGACCUCAGUCAAUAACAAGAUUUGGGUGAUCAGGUGAUGACAAUCCUACCAAUCCAUGGAAAAGAUAUAGAAGAUCUCUGAGACCAUAACUAAUUUCAAGAUUUGGACGAUCAGCUGAAAACUUUUUCACCACCUAAAGGACGAGACAUGGGAAAAUGAGGUGAUCAAGAGUGUAUAUAAUACUUGACUGUAUUGUUAGUUACGUACAAAAGAAAGACACAUUCCUACUUAAGGUGAAGAUUUGAAAAAACAAACAAGUAAUCACGGUAUGCUGAGAAGUAAUUUAAUAGAUGAAAAAUGGGUUAAUUAAAGUGAAAUAGUUGUGUGAAAAUUGUGUGAUGUUUGAAAGCUAGAAAAUAUUUUGAAAACCAACUGCUAGGGAAGAGGUAGGUUACAUAUCGCUUCAUCUUCAGCCACUCUUAGUAAAAUAAAUUGAUAAUCGAAAGCUAGAAAAUUGAAAUCUAACGAGUCGGAGAGGCGCAGUUUACACCCGCAUCCACCUUUCAUAACGUAGAGGUUGUGAAGAGAGCGCUGAUCGAAGCCCCUUAUAUCCCAGUGACGACAAUUACAAACGCCGUAAAUUGAUUAAGCCACAACAUGUUUUUUUUUUAAUGUCCUUUUAAGAAAUAUUUUAAGUGAUUUCCUCCAACUAAAGAAGGAAACAAAAUCAAUAUAUAUAUAUAGAGAGAAAAUAGCCUCCAUCUGGCGCGAAAUGUUGCACGGAUAUUGGACCGUUUUAGAAUUGAAAUAGUAGACGCAAGGUUUGGAAACUGAGAAACAUCCCUCUGUCGGGGUAUCUCUUCGGAUUUUUCCUAGUUUUAGCUUGGACAUAUUUUAAUCACGUGAUGCAUUGAGACGAAUCGCGCGCGAGCAAAACUUUUUAAUGAAUUAUAAUAGGUAAUGUCUUGUGUUUCAUUUCCUCUAUAAUUUUCCUUUUUUCUCCCCCAAAAAAGAUUGGUCCCGAGAAGCCAAACUCCCUGAGUGGGAUUGUAAUAAUCGACCAGUUUACUUUCAGUCACUUCCUUCACAAUUGAUGACUCGAUUUUCGUUUGCUUGAAGAACGUAAAUUUAUGAAAUCCCUGCCAAAGUUGACCACAACAGCUGUGAAGAUCAAUGCAAUAACGCAGUUCCUCGGCAUUUAAAGAAUUCAGUAUAUUUUCUGACCACAAUAAUUGCGAAAUUCAAAGCGAUUGCGUAAUUCCUCGGCAUUCCUGAUGACUUUCGCUGAAUUUUGACGUAACGCACACUUUCUAAUUAUUCGACUGUAUUCAUUUCAGGUCACAGUAGUCUACAAAGUAUAGCGAGUGUGUGUUCAAUUUUUUCUCCUUUGUUUCGUCUCUGAAGGGCUCCUUUCGCGGGGAAACAGUGAAACUAUCACGCAGUACCGCGACCCAGCACCCGUGAACUCCUGAACCUCCGUACUUCCUAGCGUAUUGCAUAAACGCAUUGCACACUGCUGAGAAAUGCUCUUGCACACACAAGAUCUGGUUGAACUCUGCCAUUCUUGCAGACUGAAGGCCAAGUGAAACCUUACAUAUAGCGGAAAUUCAAUUAGACACAUAAAAUAGAGUUUACACACUCUAUUUUUAUCUGAAUAUUAGAAGCCAGGUUGAAUGAUAUCAUAAAUACCGUCUCGUGCUAAGUGAUUAUCUAAGCCAAUAAUUGGAUCAGCCUGUCUGUCGUCGCGACCGGAGCAAACUUCUGCUCGAUAGGAAAUUUCACCCGUAAACAAUCGGCCUUUUUCCCAUAACACGACCAACUUACGUAC
Messenger RNA from Stylophora pistillata, 5624 nucleotides. RefSeq lists its product as uncharacterized. The record is from RefSeq and is a predicted model, not a curated record. NCBI's taxonomy places the organism in Eukaryota, Metazoa, Cnidaria, Anthozoa, Scleractinia, Pocilloporidae.